Messenger RNA from Argentina anserina (silverweed cinquefoil), 1172 nucleotides. RefSeq lists its product as uncharacterized. The record is from RefSeq and is a predicted model, not a curated record. The coding region runs from base 180 to 923 and encodes 247 amino acids. The transcript has 3 exons. Lineage: Eukaryota; Viridiplantae; Streptophyta; Magnoliopsida; Rosales; Rosaceae.
AUGAAAAAAACUUGACACGCGCCCUACGCGCCCUCCCUCGAGACCCUAGAGCUUUACUGGGGUUUCUGCAAUCCCGAUUCCAAGCCGCCUGAGAGAGUAAGAUGUGGCCGCCAUGGCCGGGCUAGAGCACCACCCAAAGACCGCUCUCUCUUAACCUUUCUAAAUUCCCACUAAUUCUAAUGUUUAAACCUAAAGACCAGCUCUCAAUCCAAAUGGUUCAUCUACCUGUUCGUUCCCAAAUCUGGACUUUCCAGACCCUCCCCUACCCUUUUGAUCCCCUAUGCUCCAGCCCCGAAACCAUCUCAACCGUUGUAUGUUGGUGGAUUACUCUCUGUAACAAUCGAGAGAUUAGAUUUGCCAUUGCCCAAGUCGAUGUAGUGAUGAAAAGGAGCCACCUUGCGAUAGAAGGGAGUAGAAAUCUGGUGACUUUAACAUUAUUACCUCACUGGAUGAGAAGCUUGGUGGUGGUCACUACUCAGUACAUGAAAAACUUCUGUGAUUUUCUUUCUUCUGAGAAUCUGCUCUCUAUUAGAGCUAGUGGUAUUCCGUUCACUUGGAAAAACAAGCAAAAAGGUCAGUUUGCUGCUCAAGCUAAGAAAUGGAACAGAAAUGUGUUUGGAAACCUAACAAGAAAGAUUGAAGAUCUUCAUGGAAGAAGCAAUAUUAUUCAACAGCAAUUAAUGACGUCCCCUGACUCUAUCUACCUCAACCAACAGGAUCAACUUAUUAGGAAUGAAAUCACUGCACUCUACAAGGAAGAAGAACUCUUAUGGGCACAAAAGGCUAAGGCUAACUGGCUUCAACUUGGCGACAGAAACACUAAGUUCUUCCAAGCUCAGGCCAACAUUAGGAAGAAGUUCAAUGCCAUUAUUAAAAUCCAAGACUCAAGUGGUAACUGGGCCACUUCUGAUGUUAUAAUUUAGGACUUUAAAAAACGUUUUCGUGCUGACAAUAAUCCUAAUACAAGAUAACAUUCUUAUUGCACAUGAACUCUUCAAUGACUUCCAAAAGUCUAAAGCUAGAAUUGGGGCCAUGACCCUCAAGCUAGAUUUAGAAAAAGCUUAUGACCUUAUUAAUUGGAACUAUAUUGAAUCAUGUCUCCAAAAGUUUGGCUUUCAUCAAAAUUGGAUUAAAACUAUAUCAAAAUGUAUCUCUUAUGUUCCGUUUUCUAU